Acaulospora morrowiae is the source of this 153-nucleotide messenger RNA. NCBI's taxonomy places the organism in Eukaryota, Fungi, Glomeromycota, Glomeromycetes, Diversisporales, Acaulosporaceae. The record is from the annotation of a GenBank genome assembly.
AACCUCAGUCCAGAUGAAGAAACACUAUUAGAAAGCUCAUCAGCUUCAGAAAGUUCAGAAGGUUCAGAAACUGCAAAAACUUCAGAAACUACCGAACCAAUACUAGAUCAAUACAUACUUAUAGAUAUUUCAGUAUACACUUCACCCAAAAAA